Pneumocystis carinii B80 is the source of this 863-nucleotide messenger RNA. Its product is annotated as succinate dehydrogenase [ubiquinone] iron-sulfur subunit, mitochondrial. The transcript is spliced from 8 exons. Gene Ontology annotation, molecular function: 2 iron, 2 sulfur cluster binding; electron transfer activity. Bases 15 to 863 code for a protein of 282 amino acids. Gene Ontology annotation, biological process: aerobic respiration; tricarboxylic acid cycle; respiratory electron transport chain. Gene Ontology annotation, cellular component: mitochondrial membrane. Lineage: Eukaryota; Fungi; Ascomycota; Pneumocystomycetes; Pneumocystales; Pneumocystaceae. The record is from RefSeq and is a predicted model, not a curated record.
UAGCUGUUAUUAAUAUGAUGCUUUUUCGUUAUUCAAAUAAGGUUCUUAUUAAUUUCUUGAAUAUUCAUGAGCGGAAAUCUGCAUUGCUUUUGAGGAAUUCAAUUGUAUCUAGAAUGGUUUCUUCAACAGUGUCAUCUGAAACAUUGUCUACGUCUGAUAAAUCUAAUAUUAAAGUAUUCUCUGUUUAUAGAUGGAAUCCAGAAACGCCAUCUAUAAAACCAAGAAUGCAAAAAUAUGAUGUUGAUUUAAAUGAUACAGGGCCCAUGGUUUUAGAUGCUAUUAUUAAAAUAAAAAAUGAACAAGAUGCUACACUUUCUUUUAGAAGAUCGUGUCGUGAAGGAAUUUGUGGUUCAUGCGCUAUGAAUAUUGAUGGUAUUAAUACACUUGCAUGCUUAUCUAGAAUUCCUAUCAAUUCUAAAGAAGUCAAAAUUUAUCCUCUUCCGCAUAUGUAUGUAAUAAAAGAUCUUGUGGCUGAUAUGACACAUUUUUAUAAACAAUAUAAAUCAAUUCAACCUUAUCUUCAGCAUAAGGAAUUCCCUGAAAAAGAAAUUCCUCAAUCUCAGAAAGAUAGAAAAAAGCUUGAUGGGUUAUAUGAAUGUAUUUUGUGUGCAUGUUGUUCAACAAGUUGUCCUAGUUAUUGGUGGAAUAGCGAAGAAUAUCUCGGACCUGCUGUAUUGAUGCAAGCUUAUAGAUGGAUUGUUGAUUCUCGUGAUGAUGCGACUCAAGAACGAAAAGAGAAAUUACAAAACUCAAUGUCGUUAUAUCGUUGUCAUACAAUUAUGAACUGUGCUAAAACAUGUCCGAAAGGUCUUAAUCCCGGCAAAGCAAUUGCAGAAAUAAAAAAAGCAAUAGCUUUAGAUUGA